Metopolophium dirhodum (rose-grain aphid) is the source of this 811-nucleotide messenger RNA. It is a transcript of the gene Cks30A, whose product is annotated as cyclin-dependent kinases regulatory subunit. Lineage: Eukaryota; Metazoa; Arthropoda; Insecta; Hemiptera; Aphididae. Gene Ontology annotation, biological process: regulation of mitotic cell cycle. The record is from RefSeq and is a predicted model, not a curated record. The transcript is spliced from 3 exons. The coding region runs from base 484 to 711 and encodes 75 amino acids. Gene Ontology annotation, cellular component: SCF ubiquitin ligase complex; cyclin-dependent protein kinase holoenzyme complex. Gene Ontology annotation, molecular function: cyclin-dependent protein serine/threonine kinase activator activity; ubiquitin binding; protein kinase binding.
UCGUUCGUAAUUUCGUGUGCUACCUAUUGUGCAUCCGAGAUUCCGAGCCCUGAGCGAUUCGUUUCCGCAUUUCCGUAAUAAUAACACACCUCGUCGACCGGUGGUACUUACGCUCUACGAUAAUAAUAAUAAUAAUAAUAUUAUAUUUAAUAUUAUAUUGUUCGCCGUACGCCCGUGUGCAUUGUGCUCGUGUCGCGUCCGUUUUCUGCGAUCUAGUGCCGUAGUAGUAAGUAGGUAGUUGUGAUCCGGUGGUGGACGAGAACAUCUGUUGGUGUGGCGUUUGUGUAGUAAAAAAAAAAGGCAACCCGGCACGGAUUUAUUAUAAUAUUAUAUCCGUGCACCUACCCGUCAUCAUCCAGAAGACGUGCUGAACAAUACAUCUGUUGCCGGCGCUGUUUCUUGACGAUCCAUCACGGUUUCUGGUUUGUAAGCACAACACCGAGCACGUCGAGCCGGUAAUAGCCGUACACGGAGUCCGCGACAAUGUCUGACAAACAGAUCUACUAUUCGGACAAAUAUUACGACGACAAGUACGAAUACAGACAUGUGGUGUUGCCUAAAGAGAUGGCAAAAAGCAUACCAAAAACACAUUUACUUUCUGAAGACGAAUGGAGAUCAAUUGGAGUACAACAGAGCAAAGGAUGGGUACAUUAUAUGAUCCAUGAACCCGAACCUCACAUUUUAUUAUUCAAAAGACCACGAACCAACUGAACUUUACAUACCUUAAAAUGUUGAAUAAGUUAUUGAACAAUGUUAAGAAGGUAGGGGGUGGCAAAUUUAGUUUCUAAGUAUUAUAAUGUUCUGUUGUAUA